CCUCCUUCUUGACCACCACAGCCUCUUUGCUACAGGCUGCCUCAUUCUCCUUCUCCUUCUUAGCUGCCGGAGUAGUCCUUCUCGCGGUGGUGGUGGGUUUCUUUGCCAUCGCCGUCGCGUCAGUACCCCCCACCUUGGCACGCGUACCAACAGGUGGUUCCUUCUCCUUCCCUUUUGGCCUAGCCUGAGCCUUUGUGAGUGAUAAUGCAGCCAUCCUGGUGGCUAGAUGAUCCGUCGAGGAAGCUGUCGCGCGCGGCAGCGCGGUGCGACGCGUGGUGGUCGCCAUUGCUGAAAGAGCGGGAACGCGUCAGGUGAUCGGUCAACCAGACCUCAAUCACCGUCACGAUCACGGCCGCACCGCAUCCUGAUAUCCUUGACCCACAUUGACCUCAAAUCUAAACUCGAUACUCGACGCGUUUGGGAUGCCCGCCUCUGCUGCCCCCAUGAUCCCCAGCAUUCCCGGCGAGCGAAUACCGCACUCGAGUGAUCAGCUAGCGUGGCUUCGCGACUCCGUUGGACGCAUAUGCGGUGUUGAUUCAAAGAGGUUUCCCGGGAGUCAGCCGGUCAGCUUUUCGCAGGCGGAUCUCGCGAAGCUAGAGAACCAGGACUUCUUCGUGUGCGAAAAGUCGGACGGCGUCCGUGUCCUCCUCGUAGUGCUUACGGAUCCCAGUGGAAGUCAGUUCGUCCAUCUCGUUGAUCGGAAGAACGACUACUACGAUGUGCGCGGAAUUUACUUCCCGCACCACGAGAACCCCACGAAGCCUCUGCAAAAUACGAUAGUCGACGGGGAGCUUGUAUACGAUGUUGAUCCCACCACCCGUGCCCAAACAUUACGCUUUCUUGCCUUCGAUUGCCUGGUAGUCAACGACCAGAACAUAAUGUCACGCCCACUCGAUAAACGUUAUGGGAGACUAAAAGAGUGGUUCUAUAAACCGUUCGCACGCAUGAAAGUCGAUCACCCGCAAGUCGCUCAGUCGCAUCUGUUCGAUAUCCGCGUGAAGGACGUCAAAUCAUCGUACAACGCGGAGCAAGUGUUCAUGGAAAUGCCCCACCUCCAGCACGGCAGCGACGGACUCAUCUAUACGUGUGUCAACGCGCGGUACUCGCCAGGGACAGAUCCUAACAUUCUCAAAUGGAAGCCCCCGUCAGAAAACUCGAUCGACUUCAAGUUGGUGUUGCGCUUCCCACCGUUGGCCAACGACCCGACGCAACCUGACUUCCACGCGAAGCCAGUGUUUGUGCUCAACAUGUGGGGUGGGGACGAGCGCUACGAACAGUACGAUGUGAUGUAUGUCGAAGAUAGCGAAUGGGAGAGCAUGAAAGCCUCAGGCGACCAAUACGACGACCGGAUUGUUGAGGUUCAUUGGGACCCAUCCAAGAAUCACUGGCGGUUCAUGCGGUUCCGCGAUGACAAGUUGCAUGGAAAUCACCGUUCAGUCGUGGAGAGUAUAGUCUCCAGUAUUGCCGAUGGCGUUGAACGAGAAACACUGCUAAGCCGAUCGACAGCUAUACGAAAUGCCUGGAAAGUGCGGAUGGGAAACCCUCAGCCCGCGGUUAUGUCGGCCCCUCAAUCUGUCGUGGAAUUUAAGUUUGGACCGCUCGGGACGUCUCAGUGGAGCAAAGUGUCGGGGCCAUUGGUAAUAGCAGGAAUGAAGCGAUGACAUUGGCUGUUUCAUCUUGUCUGCAAACAUUUGUGGUGAUAACAAGCGGUCAUGUGUUGUCGGUCGUACAUACAGUAGGUAGGUACAAGACAAAUCGUAGCAAAGUCGUGGUAAUGGAUCGUGAUCGAGAUAACGAAAGCAUUUUGACCAAAGGGAGAAUGAACAGAGGAGUGCAUGUCUAGUUGUACAAUGGCAGAUGUUGGUUGUUGUUUUCUCGGUUCAAAAUCGAUAGCAAACGAUAAAUAAAGUGGUAAAUGGGACGUGCGUUGGGUCCAAUGGGUGUGAAGGACAUGAAUAGAACCCCGGG
Messenger RNA from Mycena citricolor, 1968 nucleotides. The record is from the annotation of a GenBank genome assembly. NCBI's taxonomy places the organism in Eukaryota, Fungi, Basidiomycota, Agaricomycetes, Agaricales, Mycenaceae.